AGGUUCUUACAAACUCUCAUUCAUUGUGUGUUGCAUAACAAGCUUCAUAUUUAUAUAGGUUUUAUUUGAUAAAAGUAAAUAUGUUACUAGAAUUGCAACUAAUAUCAUCAGAAUUGGGAAAGAUGGCUCGAAAAGGAUAAUUUUCUUUAACGUUUCUCUCCUAUUUUGUGGACAAAUAUGGGUAUUAAUAUUAUAUUAUUACUAUUGGACCAUAAGGAUCAAGAUAGGAACAAACAUAGUUGGUAAGUAUGGCUUGCUCAAUCAAGGAGUGGAAUGGAAAAUCCUCAUAAAUAUGUUUUUAUCGCUGCUCAUUCAAGGGUUGAAGAUAGGGAUUUCUCAAAUGAUGAUAAAAAAGAUGCAGAACAUUUUGCAGCUGCUAAUGAUGACUGAUGAGGCCAAAUUGAAUCCCAUAAAUCUCACCAAUGACAUCAUCCCACGUGUCAUGCCAUAUCUUUAUAACUCUGCUAAGACGUAUGGUAAAGAUGGAGGAAAUUCGUUGGCAAAGUUGCUACUAAGUGGGUUAGCAGAUGUUGAAGCUGAUCAAUGGGCAAAACAUAGAAAGAUUAUAAAUCAUGCAUUCCAUGUGAAAAAGCUUAAGCAUAUGGUACCGGCCUUUUACAUUAGUUGCAGUGAUAUGAUCAACAAAUGGGAAGUAUUAACAAAAGAAAGAUCAUGUGCAGUGGAUUUAGUUAUGAAGGGUUUACAAUCGAGGAGGAGCGAAAACGCCAUUUUUGUUUCUGUGAUGAUGAUUCCGUGGGGUGUCAGCCAUGAUCACAUGUGGCGAUAUUGCGUCCCUCGAGAGGGAGCCUCUGUUUUAGUGUCCUGUGGUAUACGGAUGGCUAAAAGAGUGAUUAGCCAUGGUUCAAAAAUGGAGAUCAUGUCUGAUUUGGAAUUGGAAGACGAAUGCUAUGAAGAGAUAUUGGUCACGGAUGAUAGGUUAAAAGGGUUGGAUGCAUUUUCUGAGAAGCGGAAACCAUAGUACAAACGCGGAUGAAAUUAACGUACUAUGGGCGGAUGGUUGUCUUACUUUAACAUGGAGUUGCAGAGAGAGAACUUGGUCUUUUCAAUAACUAGGAGGGGAAGUGAUGAUGGCAGGAAGGGAAAUAGGGGUAAAUUAGUCAUUUGAGGAUAGGAAGGGUUUUUUGUAACUAGGAUGGGAGGUGAUGAUGGCAGGAAGGAAAAUAGAGGUAAAUUGGUCGUUUAAGGAUCACCGAUUGUAUUAUUGCUUUUGUAACUUAGGAUUAGACUUUUAAUUCUUAUACAAUUGAUUAAAAUUCAAUUUUUUUUAACUAUAUAUGUCACCCAUAAUAGCAACAUACUUACAUUUCGAUACCAAUAUCAACAAUGGUCAUCAAAUCACCAACAAUAUACUGAGC
Molecule: messenger RNA, 1376 nt
Organism: Lactuca saligna
Lineage: Eukaryota; Viridiplantae; Streptophyta; Magnoliopsida; Asterales; Asteraceae
Source: the annotation of a GenBank genome assembly